CUCACAUGCAAAGACAAGGAAGAGCUGAAGAGUUAGCCACACAUGAAGCAGCUCUGUCUAUUUUAAACUACACAGGAUUUGACUCAGGGUAUUUUUAUAUCUCUUGCGGUGUGUGACAGAUUGUAUGUACAAAGUAGAGCCAGAGUAGAGUAUCAGUAUCUUUUUUUCACCUUUUUGUUUUGGAUUUUUCUCCAUCUGACUAUCUGUGUGUUGGUGUGUUCGGGUAAGAAAGAGAGAGCGUGUGUGUGUGUUUGUGUGAGUCUGCAUGUGUGCGUGAGAGAGAAAGAGGACCAGGAUGAUUGCGGCCCAGCUACUAGCCUAUUACUUCACUGAACUCAAGGAUGACCAGGUUAAAAAGAUCGAUAAGUACCUGUACUCCAUGCGUUUCUCUGAUGAGACGUUACUGGACAUCAUGCAGCGGUUCCGGAGGGAGCUGGUCAAAGGACUGGGUCGGGACACAAACCCCACUGCAUCACUGAAGAUGUUGCCAACAUUUGUGCGGUCAAUCCCUGAUGGAUCAGAGAAGGGAGACUUCAUUGCAUUGGAUUUGGGAGGCAGUAACUUUAGGAUCCUUCGCGUCAAAGUGAGCCAUGAGAAGAAACAGACCGUUCAGAUGGAGAGUCAAAUCUACGACACACCAGAAGAUAUCAUACAUGGAACUGGAACAAAAAUGUUCGACCAUGUGGCAGAGUGUCUUGGUGACUUCAUGGAAAAACACAACAUCAAAGACAAGAAGCUGCCAAUUGGAUUUACCUUCUCUUUUCCCUGCCAGCAGACCAAACUAGACGAGAGUUAUCUCAUGACGUGGACAAAGCGUUUUAAGGCCAGUGGAGUGGAGGGGAUGGAUGUUGUCAAGCUGCUCAACAAAGCUAUUAAGCAACGAGGAGACUAUGAAGCUGACAUCAUGGCAGUAGUGAAUGAUACCGUGGGAACUAUGAUGACCUGUGGUUUCGAUGACCAGCGCUGUGAAGUCGGAAUCAUUAUCGGUACUGGUACCAAUGCCUGCUACAUGGAGGAGCUGCGUCAUAUUGACCUGGUGGAAGGAGAUGAGGGCAGGAUGUGUGUCAACACUGAGUGGGGAGCGUUUGGAGAUGACGGCAGGCUGGAAGACAUCCGGACAGAGUUUGACAGAGAGAUUGACCGCGGCUCUCUUAAUCCCGGCAAACAACUAUUUGAGAAGAUGGUCAGUGGCAUGUACAUGGGUGAGCUGGUUCGUCUCAUUCUCGUGAAGAUGGCCAGAGAGGGCAUGCUGUUCGAGGGAAGGAUCACCCCCGAGCUUCUUACUAAAGGGAAGAUUGAGACCAAGCAUGUCUCUGCCAUAGAGAAGAGUAAAGAAGGUCUGAGCAAGACCAGAGAGAUUUUAACCAGACUUGGUGUGGAGCCCUCAGCUGAAGACUGCAUCGCUGUGCAGCAUGUUUGUACCAUUGUGUCUUUCCGCUCUGCCAACCUGAUAGCUGCCACACUAGCUGGCAUCCUGAUGAGGCUAAAAGAGAACAAAGGUGUCGCCCGACUCCGAACCACUGUAGGCAUUGAUGGAUCUCUUUACAAGAUGCACCCACAGUACGCCCGGCGUCUGCACAAGACAGUCCGUCGUUUGGUGCAGGACUCUGAUGUACGAUUCCUCCUAUCAGAGAGCGGCAGUGGAAAGGGAGCUGCCAUGGUGACAGCUGUGGCCUACCGACUUGCUGAUCAAUCACGACAGAUUGCUGAAACGCUCUCAGAAUUUCGUCUGACAACCGAACAGCUGCUGGAGGUAAAGAAGCGAAUGAGGAUAGAGAUACAAAAUGGCCUUUCCAAGAGCACUCAGGAUUCUGCUACUGUCAAAAUGCUGCCAACGUUUGUACGAAGCACUCCUGAUGGCACAGAGAACGGUGAUUUCCUUGCCUUGGAUUUAGGAGGAACCAACUUUAGAGUUCUGCUGGUCAAGAUUCGUUCCGGGAAGAGGAGAACAGUGGAGAUGCACAACAAGAUCUAUGCCAUUCCUCUAGAAGUGAUGCAGGGCACAGGAGAGGAGUUGUUUGAUCACAUUGUGCAGUGUAUCAGUGACUUCUUGGACUACAUGGGGAUGAAGAACACUCGUCUUCCUCUGGGCUUCACCUUCUCGUUCCCCUGCCGACAGACCAGCCUUGAUGCUGGCAUCCUGGUGACAUGGACCAAAGGCUUCAAGGCAACAGACUGUGAAGGAGAAGAUGUGGUGGGACUGUUGAGGGAGGGCAUCAAGAGGAGAGAGGAAUUCGACCUGGAUGUUGUGGCUGUCGUCAAUGAUACAGUGGGAACCAUGAUGACCUGUGCCUAUGAAGAGCCCACCUGUGAGAUUGGGCUCAUCGCUGGCACUGGCAGCAAUGCGUGUUACAUGGAGGAGAUGAGGAACAUUGAGAUGAUCGAGGGAGAUGAGGGACGGAUGUGUGUCAACAUGGAGUGGGGGGCUUUUGGAGACAACGGAUGCCUUGAUGACAUCAGGACUGAGUAUGACCGUGCUGUGGAUGACUUCUCACUCAAUCCAGGAAAACAAAGAUAUGAGAAAAUGUGCAGCGGGAUGUACCUCGGUGAAAUUGUGCGUAAUAUUCUGAUAGACAUGACCAAGAAAGGAUUCCUGUUCAGAGGUCAGAUUUCAGAAACACUGAAGACCAGAGGCAUCUUCGAAACCAAGUUCCUCUCACAGAUUGAGAGUGAUCGUUUGGCUUUGCUGCAAGUGAGGUCUAUCUUGCAACACUUAGGGCUGGACAGCACCUGUGAUGACAGUAUUAUAGUCAAAGAGGUAUGUGGAGCAGUGUCACAUCGUGCAGCUCAGCUGUGUGGGGCAGGAAUGGCGGCUGUGGUCGAUAAGAUAAGAGAGAACCGUGGACUGGACCAUCUGGACAUCACUGUGGGGGUGGACGGGACACUCUACAAACUACAUCCACAUUUCUCCCGGAUCAUGCACCAGACAGUCAAUGAACUGGCUCCUCAGUGUAACGUCAACUUCCUGCUGUCAGAAGACGGCAGUGGGAAAGGAGCCGCACUGAUCACAGCCGUGGGCUGCCGGAUGAGACAGGAGAUGAACAAUAAAUAGAAGAUACGUCUUCUGUCUGGCUGUUAUCUACCCUCUUCUGUGGGUUCCCCCUCUCUUCCCUCUUGCUCUGUCCUCCCCUCUAUUCACCCACUGUCUCCUCUCCUCCUGAAUCAAACGAGUCCAGUCAACGAAUCACGCUCCAGAAGCUGCUUUAGCCUGUCUAGAGGGAAAGAGAGAGCUUUUUCUGCUGUAUUAAGUAGCAAAGAGUCAGGCACUAUGUUGUAGUUAGAUUAUGUGUGAUUAACCAUUGUAAAAUAGCAAAUCUAUUAAGGUUUUAGCAAGUUUUUGUGAUUUCCGAGUUUAAACUUGUUGUGGAGAUUAAACAAGCACAUUCAUGUUUAAUCGGUGAGAAUGUGCAGGGCAGAAGGAAGUGACACACUCCUGUAAAUCUCAUGUGAGGUGUGUUUUUGUUGCCAUCUGGAGGAUUCCUCUGAAAACUGCAGUCUGUAUUAUAAAGUGAAGACAACAGCUGCAGUUGCAAAGUUGCUGAAAAAAGUGAAUGAGCCUUGCAACAUGUUUAGUAGAUGCAAGGACAUAAAAACACAGUUUUAGACCAAAGCAACCAAAGUGUGUCUGCUGUAGUUACUCACUGUCUGUAUGACAAGAUAUAAAAGGGAUAUGAGGUGAAAUAUAAAUGUCUAAUGAGGUUAAAGGGAAUAUUUUUGCUUUAAAGUUUGUAAUGUCUAACCCAGAUACAGUACAAUAUGUUAUACAUACAUUGUUAUUUAUUUUAUUUUUAUAUUGGUAUACUGUUGCAAUAAUGACGCACACAGAGGAAGCGUUUAGAAAAAAGUCCCUUCAGCAGUCCUGUACUGCAGGGCAAAAUAAUACAAAAGAAGGACUUAUACCAGGGAAAGCCAUGUUACGUGCUGGCUGGAUGUGCUUAUUUGGUCUAAUUUAUGACAACAAUCCUGUUCGACUCUAUUGUACUCUAUUGUAAAAUAUGUCCAAAGAGAACUUGUAUUUUACUAAGUAGAAAUCCUGUUGUAGGUACUGAUCACAGCUGAUUAAUUGUUGUUGUCUUAAGAAGUGCUGGCUAAGUAGCCAUCCUCAACAAUGUGUGAUGUAAUAUUGUAUGAACUCAUCAGUCACUUAGCAACAGCCAUGAAUAAAAGAAUGUAUGUGGUGCUAACAUGGAUGCCAGUGGAAGACCAAUGGCCAAACUGUGUAUAAGUAUAUAAGAACAUUACAGUGGAUGAAACUUUAAGGGGAUUUUAAACAUUUUCAGAAAGCUUCUCCCUAUAUUGCUCCCUGUGUUCCUUAUGCUCCUAAAAUUUCAGGAGGGUUUUUGAGUAAACUUCUGUAUGGCUCAUUCAAAUAGCAAUUUCAUGCAAAUUAAUGAAUAUUUAUUUGUUUCUCUUUAAUAAAAGCAAAUAAUCAUAUGUAUGGUUACCAUUGACAAUAUUCAUUGAAAGAUUGUUCACAGAAAUGACAAAGAUUGAUUCUUCUUCUUAUCAAGGUAGUGAUAUCCCUGUGGGGCAGGAACCUGUCAUAUAGCUGUUGUUGUGCAAGAUGGACAUUUGAGAUACUACAUUGUGUUUUACUGGCAUUAGUUAAUCAUAGUUACGAUUCUGGUUCAUCAGGACAUGCUAGUGCUAGCACAAUCUCAAAUUAAUAAUAGAAAGUUUGUGUUUCUGGCAAAAACAGGAGGAGGGCUGGGUGGAUUUCCAUGCCUACUUAGUAAUCAAACUGCCAUGAUAACGAAAGCCAGCCUUACUUUCUAGCAGGUCCUAAACUGCCUGCUGUAAGACCCCGAAGUAGUCACAAUGAAAGCCACCCCUCAUCACACAAACACCUUAAUCUCUUCGCUCCUGUUCACAAGACCCACGCUGUUGUCUGCCCAACAUUGUCAAUCAACUAGUCUCAAAUAAAGACAAACCUGUGUCAUGCUGUUAUCUUUGUGCCCAGUGUCCAGCUGAAGGGCUGUGCCACAUGACUGUCAAAUAAAA
Messenger RNA from Scomber japonicus (chub mackerel), 5001 nucleotides. It is a transcript of the gene hk1, whose product is annotated as hexokinase 1. The record is from RefSeq and is a predicted model, not a curated record. Gene Ontology annotation, molecular function: ATP binding; mannokinase activity; glucokinase activity. Gene Ontology annotation, cellular component: cytosol; mitochondrion. NCBI's taxonomy places the organism in Eukaryota, Metazoa, Chordata, Actinopteri, Scombriformes, Scombridae. The transcript is spliced from 21 exons. Bases 296 to 3052 code for a protein of 918 amino acids. Gene Ontology annotation, biological process: glycolytic process; intracellular glucose homeostasis; glucose 6-phosphate metabolic process.